Wyeomyia smithii (pitcher-plant mosquito) is the source of this 1798-nucleotide messenger RNA. It is a transcript of the gene Hlc, whose product is annotated as probable ATP-dependent RNA helicase DDX56. Gene Ontology annotation, cellular component: nucleolus. Lineage: Eukaryota; Metazoa; Arthropoda; Insecta; Diptera; Culicidae. The transcript is spliced from 6 exons. The coding region runs from base 117 to 1763 and encodes 548 amino acids. Gene Ontology annotation, molecular function: RNA helicase activity; nucleic acid binding; ATP binding. The record is from RefSeq and is a predicted model, not a curated record.
GUUUCCCAUCAUGGCCUAAACGUCAUACUUAAAAAAAUACUACAAGAGGCGCCACAGCAACCUUUACAUAAAGUGAACCUACAGUUUUGUUAGAACUAAAUAAAGACUUCUGAGAGAUGAGUAAUUACAAUGAAAAGUUUAUGAACUUUCAUCAAAUGGAAAUUGAUGAAAGAAUUCUAAAGGCAAUUGCCAGGCUUGGUUGGAAGAGCCCUACUUUGAUCCAGGUAAAAGCUAUUCCUCUAUUGCUAGAAGGCAAAGACGUUCUUGUUCGUGCUCGUACAGGGUCUGGAAAAACAGCAGCGUUUUUAAUUCCUAUUAUUCAUAAAAUUCUGGUUAAUAAGCAGAAUGCGAGUGAACAGAAUACAAGUGUUCUUAUUUUAGCUCCUAGCAAGGAUCUUUGUCACCAGACAAUAAAGGUAAUCGAGAAUCUGACAGUUAAAUGUGGCCGCUUGGUUCAAUUUAUUGAUUUAGCAUCUAAAAUGGACAAAACAGUUUUGAAACACAUGUUGACGGAACGCCCUGAUAUUAUUGUUUCUACACCGGCAAAACUGAUAAGUCAACUAAAAGAAGGCAAUUUAAUUAGCAAAGAAAGCUUACAGAGCCUAGUAAUUGAUGAAGCAGAUUUAAUGUUCUCAUUUGGAUUUGAAAAUGAUUUGAGAGAAAUAUUCAAUUAUUUUCCAUAUAUUUAUCAGUCAAUCCUUGCCUCGGCCACUUUAGAUAAGGACGUUCUGAGUUUGAAAAAAAUAACUCUGCAUAAUCCAGUAAUUUUGAAACUUGAAGAAGCAGAACUAGCCCCGAACACACAGCUUUCCCAUUAUCACAUUUUAGCUGAAGAAUCAGACAAAGCUGCAAUACUCUAUACAUUGUUCAAAUUGCAACUAAUUAAAGGAAAAACUUUAAUCUUCGUAAAUUGUAUAGAUCGAUGCUACAGAUUAUUCUACAGGUUAAAACUUUUUUUGGAGCAAUUCAACAUACGGUCAUGCAUUCUGAACUCAGAACUUCCUGUCAGUAUAAGAUGUCACACCGUUAACCAGUUUAACCAGGGUUUAUAUGAUAUCAUAAUUGCAUCCGACGAAUUACACGUUAUAAACCCAAUGGGUGAAUCCAGCGCCCAAAAAAAAGUCAAAACAAAAAAGAUAUUCAAAGAAGUUGAUGGGGAAGCUGGAGUUUCCCGUGGAAUCGACUUUCAGUUUGUAUCCAACGUUAUCAAUUUCGACUUUCCAAGAGAUGUCAAUGUGUAUAUUCAUCGUGCUGGGAGAACCGCUCGGGGAAAUAGUUUGGGAAAUGUACUUUCUUUUGUCGAUAUGAACGAAAGAUCGUACCUUGAUACAGUGCAUGAACAUUUGAAAAAUAGUUUAAAUACAAAAGAAAACGUUAUAAGAAAUUACCUAUUCAAGAUGGAUGAAGUUGAACCAUUUCGAUAUCGAGCAAGAGAUGCUUGGAGGACAGUCACAAAAUUUUCGAUUCGAGAAAGUCGUAUUAAAGAAAUAAAAACAGAAAUAGUAAAUUCCGAUAAAUUAAAGAGCUUUUUCGACGAGAAUCCACGUGACUUACAAGCAUUAAGACAUGAUCGGUCACUACAUACUAUCAAAGUUCAAGAACAUCUCGGUGACGUACCGGAGUAUAUUGUUCCAAAUUCCUUAAGACAUAUCACUGCAAUAACUAACAACAAACAAAAAUACGGUAAAAAGAAAAGCUAUGAUAAAGUUAACAAUCCUCUCCUGGUUUCUGGAAUAGAUUACGCAAAAAAAAGACGUGUAUGAUGUAUGGAGAUUGAUUAAAGAAAUUUAUGAUUAAA